This is a messenger RNA of Astyanax mexicanus (Mexican tetra), 2745 nucleotides long. It is a transcript of the gene rhbdd1, whose product is annotated as rhomboid domain containing 1. Gene Ontology annotation, molecular function: serine-type endopeptidase activity. Lineage: Eukaryota; Metazoa; Chordata; Actinopteri; Characiformes; Acestrorhamphidae. Gene Ontology annotation, cellular component: membrane. The record is from RefSeq and is a predicted model, not a curated record. The transcript has 8 exons. The coding region runs from base 393 to 1502 and encodes 369 amino acids.
UUGUUUAUAAUUAACCAUAAAAUGUUUAAUACAGGUUUAUAGAGCGCUCAAAAUUAAAUACAACUAAAAAACAAACUGCGCCGGGGGUCACGUGACCCGCGGGUCUGUGUGUGUUCUUCCGGGUGUAACGUUAGUGAUGAAACUCUGAGAAACAUCUGCAGGAGCAGCAGCUUAUAAACACCGCCAUAACACCUCUAUUCACCCCUGUACUCCUCUAUACACACUGCCUCACCUGCUGCUACUGACCCGCUGCUCGCCUGGUCCUGUGAGAUUUAAUUACUGGAUUCUGGAUAAAGACUGGAUCAGCUGCAGGUUUAAGAACUGAGGAGAACUUCAGCAACAGAUCAGCAGCACAGCUUCACCACGAUCACCUGCUCUUCAUUCAUACAGAGAUGCGGAACAGACAGCGAGGCUCUAACCUGGGCCUGCUGCUGCUGGCCUCACAGGUGUUUCAGCUCGGCAUAGACAACAUCCCUCCCGUCACUUUAGCCACACUCGGCCUCAACGUCUACCUCUUCCUGUUUCCUGUAAAGCCCCUCCUUCUGACGUGUGUAAGCGUGCAGCAGGCGUACUGGCAUGGAGACUGGUAUCGGCUCCUUCUGUCCCCGUUUCAUCAUGCAGAUGACUGGCACCUCUAUUUCAACAUGGUGUCCUUACUCUGGAAAGGGAUUAAACUGGAGCGCAGGUUGGGCGGAGCCUGGUUUGCUUACCUGCUGUCUGUUUUCUCUCUGCUCACUGGAGUGGUCUACCUGCUCUUGGAGGCGGGACUCACAGAGCUGACUGAUGAUCCGUCCUUCAGCAUGCAGUGUGCUGUAGGAUUCUCAGGUGUACUCUUCGGGUUAAAAGUGGUGAAUAAUCAUUAUAAUCCGGGUGGCGUGAACUACAUCAUGGGGCUGCCUGUAGCCAAUCGCUACUCCUGCUGGGUGGAGCUUGUUCUGAUUCACAUCAUGAACCCAGGGACAUCGUUUGUGGGUCAUCUGUCUGGUAUCCUGGUUGGGCUGCUGUACACGUCUGGCCCCCUCAGGAAACUGAUGAUGACGUGUGCAGAUUUUGUGAGUUCGAGUGGGCCUUAUAGCAGGCCGAACACACACUUUAACUCAUCAGGCUACAGUGGAUAUGGAAGGUCACCCCCCCCAGAGAAUUCAUCUAAUUACAGACAGAACCCCUAUAACUCCAGCACCUCCUACAGGGAGCACAAUAACUCUAACUAUAACAGCACGUCAGCUCCACCUCAGCACACGUACACAGCCGGACUAUCAGAAGAGGAGCAGUACGACGCAGCCAUCAGGGCCAGCCUUCAGGACCAAGGUGAGCAGGGGGCUCACGCCAAACCAGACCUUCUUAUGGGUUUAAUCUCAGUUCUGACCCACCUUUGGAAGAAAUGCGAAGGCGCAGACUCCAGAGGUUUGACAGAUGAGGAGCUGGUGAAACCAACACAUGGAAUUGACGCUGAAAUGCUUGCAGGGUUAAAGAAGGCUGGAUAUAACCGGUCUAAAGGUUAAAGGCUCAUUUUCUAAGGGUCAAGUCCAAGACCAAAGAAUGACGUGACUUUAAUGUCCAUCAGCAAUAUUACAUUUUAAUUACAUUUAAUAUGAAAUGUUUGCGUAUUAAUUAUUUUGCUCAUUUCUGUUGAUAAAUUAAAAGUCUUAGCUCAGCUACUCACGUUUUGUUAGCUUAAUGCAUUUGGUGACUUUUAAAUUUAGAAGUAGUGCCUUUUUCUAACUGUGUCUGUAUUUGUUAAAAUUAUAUAAUUGAGGUAUUUUAUAUUCAAGAAACUUAUCAAAUGCAUUCAGGUCAUUUGUUCAUCUUAUUUCACUUUACUGAUCUGCUGUGAAUGUGGUAUUCCUGGUGUAUUAAAUAUGUUUACGAAGCGAGGAUUGUCUGUGAAUGUAUAGCCCUAUACAGACAGCACUAGUUUUACCUGGGGAGUGAGGUAUAGUGUAAUUUAAUUACAGGACAUCUGUAAAUGUAGAUGUAGAUGGGAGUGACUACUCGAUUGUCUUCCAAAACAAUGUGAUGAAAACCAAUAUAAUAACUAGGGGUGGGACAAUAUAUUGAUAUAUUGUAUCAAAUAUGUCAAAUAUGGAUAUAUUUAUUGAAGCUUAGGGGCUCUAAACUUUUUACUAAAAGACUAAAAUUUGUCUUGCAGAAUCACAGUAUCAGAUAUCAGAUCGAGAGCUAUGUAUCGUGAAAAUCUAUCAUGACAUAUUUUCCAGCUACAUGUUAAUAAUGUGCUUAUAUUGUUAAUAAUUAUUAUAAUAAUAAUAAUAAGGUGUAGGCAAUCGGCUACACUACAGGGUCGCUUUAAGCUGCCAGAAGUGUUUUGGCAGACAUGAACAACCAACAUUAUUUGUGAAAAACUGGAUAUAUAUUUUUUUUUAUUAUAUUUUUUUAAUCGCACAUCGAUUUGCCAGAAUCUUUACAGACUGCAGAGCAUACAGUCUGUAAAAAUACUAUCAUGGUGCAUUCAUAUGAACCAAACAAAUCUCGCCCAGCUCCCCAGGUAAAAUGAAUCCUCUUUUAACAAAGCUUAUGUUGAUCAAGCCAUUCUAAGUGCCAUCCUAACUUCUCUGGCUUCUGAAUGCAGUCUUUAAGGUGUUCUAUAGUUAACACUGUGAGAGUGUAGGAGUAAAGAGGAAUUUGGAUUGUAAAUUUGCAAAUCUUUGAUACUAUUUAAUCAUUCUUUGAUAUUAUAAAAAGUAUUUUUGUAAACAGAAAAAAAUAAAUCCUUUGUUUUAAAGACGA